This is a messenger RNA of Solanum stenotomum, 1647 nucleotides long. RefSeq names its product transcription factor TCP19. The record is from RefSeq and is a predicted model, not a curated record. NCBI's taxonomy places the organism in Eukaryota, Viridiplantae, Streptophyta, Magnoliopsida, Solanales, Solanaceae. Gene Ontology annotation, cellular component: nucleus. Bases 340 to 1428 code for a protein of 362 amino acids. Gene Ontology annotation, molecular function: sequence-specific DNA binding; DNA-binding transcription factor activity. The transcript has 2 exons.
UACAAUACACCAGCGUUCCUAUUUUCUUCUUCCUUCUUACCCCCAACAACUCCCUCACACACCACCACAGCACUAGUUUUUCUCCCCUGCAACUUCUUUAUUCCUUGGUCAUUUUCUUGUUCUUUCCAUGUAUGUAUUUCAUUUUAGCACCUCCAACCAAAAGUUGAAUCUUGUAUAAUGUAUUACUCUGUAUCCUGUGAUAUAUUCCAUACAAGUGUUCGUGAAGAAGAAGAAGAAGGUAUUUUUCAUGAGAUUUCCAACCUAUCGUACAUUCUCUUCUAGCACUGCUGAAUACAUACUCACAAGCUAUCUGCUGCUGUGUUUGGAUUUUUCUGCAAAAUGGCCAGUGUUGAGAACAACCAAAACAUUGAACAGGAAGAUGACGAGGUGAACGACUCGAAGAUUGAUCCGUUACUUGGCGAUUCUCAUGAAUACACCAUUGCAGCGGUAGGGAAUGUCACGGAUGCGGAAGGGGUGGAUCCAUCUCCGGCGCCGUCAACCGAUAUGGUGCUGUUGUUAAAGGAAGAACCGGAGGAAAACGAAUUGCGAGUUUCUACGUCAGUUGGGAUGAAUAUGCAAUUGCAAAAGGUAGAGAAACAGCCGGUGAAAAGAUCUUCAAAGGACCGGCACACGAAAGUCGAAGGCCGUGGUCGGCGAAUCCGUAUGCCGGCAGCUUGUGCUGCUAGAAUCUUCCAAUUAACGCGGGAACUAGGUCAUAAAUCGGAAGGUGAAACUAUAAGGUGGCUUCUAGAACGCGCCGAGCCAGCAAUCAUUGCCGCUACUGGAACGGGUACGGUUCCGGCCAUCGCCAUAUCAGUAAACGGAACGCUGAAAAUACCGACGACUUCUCCGGCGGCAAAUAACGAGGGAGAAAGCUCGACGAAGAGAAGGAAAAGGGCUGCAAAUAGCGAGUUUUAUGAGGUACAUGAGGCGUCAAAUUUUGCACCCGUGGCUCCCAUUGCCCCACAAGGUCUUGUUCCUGUCUGGCCAGUGGGCUCUGGGAAUGGACUUGUACCAACCACUGCAUUUACCGGUGGGGCAACUUUCUAUAUGCUGCCGCCAGGCACUAAUACAACAGUUGGGGCUCAGUUGUGGGCCACUCCAAUAUUUAACGUACCUGGAAGACCCAUUUCAAAUUUUGUAUCUGCAAUGCAACCUGGUAUGGGUUAUGCAGCAGGAGGGGUCUCUGCUGCUAAUGAGGUUCAUUUGAGCAGCUCUUGUGUGUCAAAAAGUGAUAACAUUGGAGACAAGUUAAGCAUUGUUGCUUCAGCCAUGGCUCCAAGUUCGAGUUCUACUGGUUCCACAACUACAAGUACUACACAGAUGGUUAGAGAUUUUUCAUUGGAGAUUUAUGACAAGAGAGAGCUUCAGUUUAUGGUUGGUUCUGGUUCCAGUGAAAAUGAUCAAACUUCCUCUUCUAAAUCCUGAUUAGGGUUCUAGAACUUUUGUUUUUUUAAUGUCUUCUGGUAAGCAUCUAGCUGUAGUUUUUCAAAAGAUUUUUUUUGGGUCUAGUUCGUAGCUGCUUUAACAUUUUGCUUGUAAAUUAGGUUAGAAAAAGCAAAUGGAAUUAGAAUCUGAUUCCUCCGGUAGGAAAGGAGGUUGCUCUGCUGUGAUGUGAUGACAUGGGUUGGUCAAUUUUCAAUGUCA